Molecule: messenger RNA, 795 nt
Organism: Prunus persica (peach)
Lineage: Eukaryota; Viridiplantae; Streptophyta; Magnoliopsida; Rosales; Rosaceae
Exons: 3
Coding region: 152-520 (122 amino acids)
Biological process (GO): proton motive force-driven ATP synthesis
Molecular function (GO): proton transmembrane transporter activity
Source: RefSeq, a predicted model, not a curated record
CAAAACGCGAGAGCUCCCUCUAUACACCAUAGCACGCAGGCCGCGAAGCGCAGCACAAGAGAAGCAAGGGGUCUGACAGUCUGAGACUCUCUCUCUUCGGCUUUGCAUUCGAAUCGAACACUACGAAGACGAAGGAUUGAUUUGGGCAUUGAUGGCAUCGAAGUUGCGCCAGUUGCAAUCUAAGGCUUGUCAAGCAACACAGUUUGUGUCCAAGCAUGGAAGUACCUACUACAAGAAUUUGUUAGAGCAGAACAAGCAAUACAUUCAGCAUCCACCAACAGUUGAGAAGUGCAAUGAGCUGUCAAAGCAAUUGUUUUAUACUCGACUUGCUAGUAUUCCUGGCCGUACCGAAUCAUUCUGGAAGGAAGUUGAUUACAUCAAGCAUUUGUGGAAGAACAGGCAGGACCUGAAGGUUGAAGAUGCUGGCAUUGCUGCUUUGUUUGGGCUGGAGUGCUUUGCAUGGUUUUGUGCUGGUGAGAUUGUGGGAAGGGGAUUUACCUUCACUGGUUACUAUCCUUGAGAGCAACCAUUUGAUAAAAUGUUUCUAGGGAUUGCACGUGUAAGCCUCUCAUGUCAUUUGCUGGAUCUGAACUGCGGGUACUGUACUUGCAAUUUUUUUGUUUUCCUUGACAAAUUUUUGAAGCUGAGAAAUCGGUGGGCAAGUUUGACAGCCUUAAUAAUCAAAUGUAUUUGAAAGUAACUUGAAUGGGAUGUUGUUUAGUUUUCUCUUUUGGAAUCAUGAAUAUGAUGAUAAUACGUCACAAAUUUUAUUAGAUUCACUCUCUUUGAAAUCAA